This is a messenger RNA of Hipposideros armiger (great roundleaf bat), 3601 nucleotides long. It is a transcript of the gene CAPN6, whose product is annotated as calpain 6. Gene Ontology annotation, biological process: proteolysis. Gene Ontology annotation, cellular component: cytoplasm. The transcript has 13 exons. Lineage: Eukaryota; Metazoa; Chordata; Mammalia; Chiroptera; Hipposideridae. Gene Ontology annotation, molecular function: calcium-dependent cysteine-type endopeptidase activity. The coding region runs from base 204 to 2129 and encodes 641 amino acids. The record is from RefSeq and is a predicted model, not a curated record.
GUCACCUCCCCCUGUGAGCAAGCUUGGUACAGCCCAAAUAGUUUUCAGGUUAAGAAAGCCAGAAUCUUUGUUCAGCUGCAUUAACUGAACCGAUUUUGUAGGGGUUACCUGGCUAGGAGCGGCGGCGGCUAGGAGCGGCGGCUAGGAGCGGCGGCUUGGAGCGGCGGCGGCAGAAAGUGGGAUAACUCAGACAGUUUGACGCUAUGGGUCCUCCUCUGAAGCUCUUCAAAGACCAGAAGUACCAGGAACUGAAGCAGGAAUGCAUCAAAGAUGGUAGACUUUUCUGUGAUCCAACCUUUUUGCCUGAGAAUGAUUCACUUUUUUACAACCGACUGCUUCCCGGAAAAGUGGUGUGGAAACGUCCCCAGGACAUCUGUGAUGACCCCCAUCUGAUUGUGGGCAACAUCAGCAACCACCAGCUGAUCCAAGGGAGACUGGGGCACAAGCCAAUGGUCUCUGCAUUCUCCUGUUUGGCUGUUCAGGAGUCUCACUGGACAAAGACAAUUCCCAACCAUAAGGAACAGGAAUGGGACCCUCGAAAACUAGAUAAAUAUGCUGGGAUAUUCCACUUCCGUUUCUGGCAUUUUGGAGAGUGGACCGAAGUGGUGAUUGAUGACAUGCUGCCCACCAUCAAUGGAGAUCUGGUUUUCUCCUUCUCCACCUCCAUGAAUGAAUUUUGGAAUGCUCUGUUGGAAAAAGCUUAUGCAAAGCUGCUUGGCUGUUAUGAAGCCCUUGAUGGUUUGACCACCACUGAUAUCAUAGUGGACUUUACUGGCACAUUGGCUGAAACUGUUGACAUGCAGAAGGGAAGAUACACUGAGCUUGUUGAGGAGAAGUACAAGCUGUUCAGAGAACUGUACAAGACAUUUACCAAAGGAGGUCUGAUCUGUUGCUCCAUUGAGUCUCCCAAUCAGGAGGAACAAGAAGUUGAAACUGAUUGGGGUCUACUGAAGGGCCAUACCUACACCAUGACUGAUAUUCGCAAGAUUCGUCUUGGAGAGAGACUUGUGGAAGUCUUCAGUACUGAGAAGCUGUAUAUGGUUCGCCUGAGGAACCCCUUGGGAAGACAGGAAUGGAGUGGCCCCUGGAGUGAAAUUUCUGAAGAGUGGCAGCAACUGACUGCAGCAGAUCGCAAGAACCUGGGGCUUGUUAUGUCUGAUGAUGGAGAGUUUUGGAUGAGCCUGGAGGACUUUUGCCGCAACUUUCAUGAACUGCAUGUCUGCCGCAAUGUGAACAACCCCAUUUUUGGCCGCAAGGAACUGGAAUCGGUGGUGGGAUGCUGGACUGUGGAUGAUGAUCCCCUGAUGAACCGUUCAGGUGGCUGCUAUAACAACCGUGACACCUUUCUGCAGAAUCCUCAGUACAUCUUCACUGUGCCUGAGGAUGGGCACAAGGUCAUCAUGUCAUUGCAACAGAAGGACCUACGUACUUACCGUCGCAUGGGAAGACCUGAUAAUUACAUCAUUGGCUUUGAGCUCUUCAAGGUGGAGAUGAAUCGCAAAUUCCGCCUUCACCACCUUUAUAUCCAGGAGCGUGCUGGGACUUCCACCUAUAUCGAUACACGCACUGUGUUCCUGAGCAAGUACCUGAAGAAGGGCAACUAUGUACUUGUCCCAACCAUGUUUCAGCAUGGCCGCACCAGCGAGUUUCUCCUGAGAAUCUUCUCUGAAGUGCCUGUCCAGCUCAGGGAACUGACUCUGGACAUGCCCAAGAUGUCCUGCUGGAACCUAGCUCGUGGCUACCCAAAGGUAGUUACACAGAUCACUGUUCACAGCGCUGAGGGCCUGGAGAAGAAGUAUGCCAAUGAAAAUGUGAACCCAUAUUUGAUCAUCAAGUGUGGAAAGGAAGAAGUCCGCUCUCCUAUCCAAAAGAAUACUGUUCAUGCCAUUUUUGACACACAGGCCAUUUUCUACAGAAGAACAACUGACAUUCCUAUUAUAGUGCAGGUCUGGAACAGCCGAAAAUUCUGUGAUCAGUUCUUGGGGCAGAUUACUCUGGAUGCUGACCCCAGUGACUGCCGUGAUCUUAAGUCUCUGUACUUGCGUAAGAAGGGUGGUCCAACUGCCAAAGUAAAGCAAGGCCACAUCAGCUUUAAGGUUAUUUCCAGCGAUGAUCUCACUGAGCUUUAAAUCUCCAGCUCCAAAAAGUCCUGACAGAGCUUUCCAUCCCUUUAUUUUCUGUCAGAUGCCAGGUCUGUAAUCUUUUGAAAGAAAAAUUAAUAGUAAUUAACUUUUCCUUUCUUCUGAUAAGUUCCCCAUACCUCCUGAUCCAAGUAGCAUUAGUAGCUACAUAACCUAUAUACCUCCAGCAGCUGGACAGGGGGAGGUAACAAUCCUAUCUGGAGAUUAUACAGAUGUUUGACAAGAAAAGAUCUCUGGAGUUUCCGGGGUGAGAUUUAAGCAGGACAGCAACAGCCUGGAUAUCAUACAGAUGUCUUUGCUGCUUUCAGGUGCCCAAUAUAUCUCCUCUGUAGGGCAUUUUGAAGAAUGAGGAGGGGUGAUCAAGGCCAAGCUGGUCUAGCCUGACAUCCCAGCUCCUGACUGAACAUUACAGAUUUCUCAGCAGCAUUUUACCCAGCAGUCAGAGCCUGCUUAUAAGUCCCCAGCCCUUACCAUCACCACCAGCACCACGACCACCUCCACUAUCACCAUCACCACCUCCGGAAAGUGUAGUACUGCCCUAACCUAUGUCACUCCCUACAGUAGGUGUUACCUUCAUGUUGAGGAAGCUUCCUGGGUGCUUAAUCCUAUAUUUAAUUACAGCUCAUUCAUAAAAUCUUAAAAAAGAAAAAAAAGAGAGCUGGAGUCCAGUGAGGCCUAGACAGUGGGAACUGCCUGAGCUCUAGCUCAAAGGCAGCCAGCUGUGUGCCACGAGAGAACAAAGGGGAAGAAGCUGCAGUGGGAGACAAAGCCUCUGUCCCCCACCCAUCCACACACGCCUACCCUCACAUGUGCGCACAUGGGCGCGCAUGAACUAUGAUUCAGGCAGUCAGUGGGCAAGCGGAAGGAUGAAUAAGUACCACACACCCUAAAAGUAUAAGAAAAUUCAUCCAGGCAUAGUACAACAAUUUUGGGGCCCCUGACUGCAAUGUGAAACCUGCUGCUGCUAGGUUUACAAACAAGCCUGUUGUCCUGUGCCUCCUAAUAUCAUUGGUACUGAAGACCCCAUCUGCGGGCUUAGGACUUUGGGUCCAAGGCUUUCCUUUCAGUUAGGAAGCUUUACUCCCUGGAGGUGUUUGUGUGCCUUCUUGUUUUUCAGUACUUAUACAGAAUUUUCUCGAGAGGCAGACAUUCUCAAAUGUUCUUCCCUCCAUCUCAUCUAUCAAAAUUCUACCCGUCCUUCAAGGCCCAGCAUAAAUGCCACCUCCUCCAUGAAGCCUUUCCUAAACCCCUCAAACCCUCACAUCCAACAAUAUUUCAAUGCUUCUGCAAUGAUGAAAAAAAUCAUAGUUGUAGUACAUAGUCUAGUCCAGCAUGCAUUCAUUUAAAAAUAUUUUGUAGGGUCUUUUUUUUUAGCUUGCUCAUUUCCUAUCACAUUUUUCAUUCUGUGUAACUUCUGCAGUGCCUUCACUACACUGCCUUACAUAAUCCAAACCACAAUA